Messenger RNA from Saxophila tyrrhenica, 807 nucleotides. RefSeq lists its product as uncharacterized. The record is from RefSeq and is a predicted model, not a curated record. Gene Ontology annotation, molecular function: oxidoreductase activity. The coding region runs from base 1 to 807 and encodes 268 amino acids. NCBI's taxonomy places the organism in Eukaryota, Fungi, Ascomycota, Dothideomycetes, Mycosphaerellales, Extremaceae. The transcript has 2 exons.
AUGGCCGCUCACCGCUUCCAAGAUCACGUCGUCCUCAUCACAGGCGGCGCAAACGCAUCAGGUAUAGGCGCGGUGACAGCAUCUCUCUUCCUCGCAGAAGGCGCCAAAGUCUUCAUCGCUGACCUCGAGGAGCGUGACAUUGCUUCAUAUCUUGGUUCCAAGAAUGUCGGCUUCUGCAAAUGCGACGUCUCGUCGCCAGAGGAAUGUGAGGCCGCCGUCCAAGCCUGUGUGGAGAUCCAUGGCCGCAUCGACAUCCUUUUCCACAAUGCCGGGAUGCUCUGUCCACCGGCCCAUGUUCCGAACCAGGACGUCGGGGUGUUCCAGAAAGUCCUACUCACGAACCUCGGCGGUCUGUUCUAUCUUUCCAAGGUCGUCAUCCCGUAUAUGCAGAAGCAAGGCAAGGGGUCCAUCAUCGCCACGGCCAGCACAUCUGGUUUGAGCGGUGCCAUGUCAAUCAGCCCGUAUGCAGCGUCAAAGGCGGCAGUCAUCAACCUCGUCCAGACUAUAGCGCUUGACCAUGCAAAAGAUGGCAUCCGUGUCAACGCGGUCGCUCCAGGCUUGAUCGACACGCCGAUGACAGCGGGUUUCUCGCAGAUGCCUGCGCUCCGAGACGACAUGCUCAGCAAUAUCCCGAUGGGCAGGGCUGGGAAGCCAGAGGAGGUCGGAAAGGCCGUGCUGUUCCUCGCGAGUGAAGACGCUUCGUUCAUCACUGGUCAUGUUCUGCGAGUGGACGGUGGGACAUCUGCUGACUGCUCUGGCUCUCCCGAUGUCGUUAAACAUUUGGCCGCGAUGCAAAGACAGCGCUGA